AUGGCCUCCGCCGGCACCGCGCCGCCUCACUGCCGCCCCCGCCGCCUCCGGGUGGCGCUGUCGCUGGCUCUGCUGGCCGCUUGCUGCGCCACCGCCACUGCCGCCUCCGCAGCCGAGUGGAUGGGCGCCCUGGAGCAGGCGCUGCUGCUCGGCCUCAACUCCACGGACGAGUUCACCUUCCGGGACUGCGUGUGGCGCAGAGGCGGCGACCGUGACGCCUGCCCUGACCCAGACAUCCACCUGUACCUCUACACCAGCGCCAACGCGAGCCGCGUGGAGGUGCCGCAGUCGCGGGCAGCGCUGGCGCGCGGCGAGUGGCUGCGAGAGGCCGUCGGGGGCGGCGGCGGCCUGGGCGGCCGGCAGCUGGUGCUGCUGGUGCACGGGUACGCCGGCGGAGACGGCCUGCUGCCCGCCGUCGUGCUGCGCGACGCGUACCUGCGCUCGGGCCGCUUCUGGGUGCUGGUGGUGGACUGGGGCGCGCUCGGCCGCCCCCCCUGCUACCCGGCCGCCGUGCACAACCUGCGGACCGCCGCCAGCUGCCUGGCGCGCCAGCUGUCCGCGCUGCGCCAGCUCGCCGGACUGGCGCCAGCAGCCUGCGUCGGCCACUCGCUGGGAGCACACCUCUGCGGCCUGCUGGCGCGACAGCUGCGCUUCCGCCUGCCCUCCAUCAUCGGCCUGGACCCGGCGCGGCCGCUGGUGAGGGCGGCGCUGCGGCUGGCGCAGGGCGACGCCGGCCACGUGCAGACGCUGCACACCAACGCGGGCCACUACGGCGAGCUGGCGACGCCGCGCAUGGCGCACGUGUCCGUCUGCGUCAACGGCGGCCGCCUGCAGCCCUUCUGCCUCGACAAGACAGGUGAGCGGCGGCGGCGGCGGCGGCGGCACACCGGCACUUCUCUGCACAGCGCGGGCCACACGGAGGAGGGAGUGUGUGAUGAUGCAGCGGCCGCCGCUGUUGCAGACCCGCACCUGUGCAGCCACGUGCGCUCCGUCUGCCUGCUGGCCGAGACGCUGCAGGCGGAGGGCGCGCGUCGCGCCGCCCCCUGCGGGAGAGCAGCCCACAGGCCGGGCAGCUUCCUCGCGGCCACCAGGCCCGGCGGUCUGCUGUUCGGACACCUCGCGCCCCCCAGCGCGCCGCCCCCGGAGGCCGACCGCGACUCGCAGGAGGUGCACGGCACGGCCGCCCCCCUGCUGGCGUGGCAGCUGGCCACGGCGGAGCCCGCGCGCCUCCAGCCCGCCACCGUCUCGCAGGGCUACGCGGCCGUCAAGGGCUGA
Molecule: messenger RNA, 1275 nt
Organism: Schistocerca serialis cubense
Lineage: Eukaryota; Metazoa; Arthropoda; Insecta; Orthoptera; Acrididae
Product: pancreatic lipase-related protein 2-like
Exons: 8
Coding region: 1-1275 (424 amino acids)
Molecular function (GO): lipase activity
Source: RefSeq, a predicted model, not a curated record